Messenger RNA from Closterium sp. NIES-67, 630 nucleotides. Lineage: Eukaryota; Viridiplantae; Streptophyta; Zygnematophyceae; Desmidiales; Closteriaceae. The record is from the annotation of a GenBank genome assembly.
UAGUCGAUGACCACUCGCGCCGUAGCAGCAGCAGCAGAAGCAGCAGCAGCACCAGAAGGAGCAGCAGACUCUGCAGCAGCAGCAGCAGCAGCAGUAACAGCAGCAGCAGCAGCAGCUGAAAGAGCAGCAGCAGUAGCAGCAGCAACAGCGGCAGCAGCAGCAGUGGCAGCAGCAGCAGCGGCAGCAGCAGCAACAGCAACAGCAGCAGCAGCAGCAGCAGAAGGAGCAGCAGCAGCAGCAGAAGGAGGAGCAGCAGCAGCAGCAGCAGCAGCAGUAUCUACAGCCAUCCCCACCCGCCGCCGCUCCCUCCCGGCCACCGCGGGUGACAUUUACGACCCAGCUGUCCCUGACUCCCCUGCUCACUCUGCCUCAUCGCACCAGCAGCAGCAGCAGCAGCAGCAGCAGCAGCAGCAGCAGCAGCAGCAGCAGCAGGUGCAGCAGCGGAUGGAGCAGCAGCAGCAGCAGCAGCAGCAACAGCAGCCGCAGCAGGAGGUGCAGCAGCAGCAGCAGCAGCAGCAGCAGCCACAGCAGCAGCAGCAGCAGCAGCAGCAGCAGCAGCCACUGCAGCAACCUCAUCGGCAUCGCCGCACCACCUCUCUACAUUACUGACUGCCCUUUCCUCAACUUCAC